AUGCCUUCGGAUAUCAGGAGCUUCUUCGGCGGCCGCGGAGUCGAAACAAAGCCUCCUCCCACCGCGGCUCCAGAUCCAAAGAAAGAAAAGGCUAGCAAAGGCACUCAGCGUGGUCGUGGUCGGAAAGUUGUCUCCGAUGACGAAGAUGAGGAGCCCGUAGACAUCAAACCCAAGAAGCCUGCCACGCCAAAAGCCAAAAAGGUCGUAAAAGAGCCGAUUGAGGAAGAAACUACAAGUUCUGCCUACUUCGCAUCAUCGAAAACGAAAAGCACGAAAUCAACUCCGGUUAAAGCCACUGCAAACGGCGCAGGCAAGACCCCCACUAAGCAAGUCAAUGGCGGAACUCCUUCCACAGGUAGAAGAUCUACGAGGAAAACUGCCGCGAAGAACUACGCAGAACCAGACGAUGAUGAUGCUGUAGUGAAGCUGCAUGAUGACGAAGAUGGUGGAGACGACAUCUUCAAUGAUCUUAAGAGUAGAAAGGUCGACGACGAUUAUGACGAAGGCUCUGAUGAGGACGAUGUCAAACCACUCAAGAAACAGUCAAAACCAGCCAAUGGGCAUAACAAAAAUCUACAGAAAAAUGAUGAUGAUGACGAUGACGACGUCGAGACUGCCCCGAUUUCCGCACACCAUGGAGCUAGUGAUGGGCGAGCGAAGAGGACCUCUGCCGUCGCUCCUUCGAGGAAACGAAAGUCUAGAGCGUCAGUGGAAGAUGAGGAGGAAGACGAUUUCUUGGAUGACGAUGACGCAACACCCAAGAAGAAGACGAAGACAACAACCACGAGUGCUGCAAGGAAACCUCGACCUGCGGCUAAGAAUGAGGAGCGGGAAGAGAGCAAGGAGAUCAAGUCAAUACUUGAUAACAUCCCUACAGUACGAGCUCCAACACCUCCACCGAGAGAUGAAAACAAGAAGUGGACCUACCAGCCUGGAGGAGGCAACGCCGGCGCUGCACCACCAGAAGCCGGAAGUGCAGAGAUCCCGGUUGGGGAGCCAAAUUGUCUGGCUGGAUUGACCUUCGUGUUCACGGGCGUUUUGCGUUCCCUCGGGCGAGAGGAGGGUCAGAGCCUCGUGAAACAAUACGGGGGUAAAGUCACGGGAGCACCAUCAAAGAAGACGAGCUAUGUGGUCAUCGGUAGCGAUGCUGGACCGAAAAAGCUCGAAACCAUCCGAAAUUUGGGCAUAAAGACCAUUGAUGAGCAAGGUCUAUUCGCUUUGAUCAAGCAACUCCCUGCAAAUGGCGGUGAUGGCAAAGCUGCCGAGGCAUACGCCGAGAAGCAGGCCAAAGAAGAAGCCAAGAUCCGCAAAGAAGCAGAAGAAAUGGAGGCGCGAGAAAAGCAGAAGCAGAAAGAGGCAGAGAAGGCAGCGAAGGCAGUUGCUGCACGGACAGGUGCUCCACCCCCAUCGGGAAAACCAAAGGUCAAAUCUGAUGAUCGGCUCUGGGUCGAUAAAUAUGCUCCUGAUUCACUCACCGGUGUCUGUGGUAACAAGUCACAAGUUGAAGGCUUGCAGAGAUGGCUGCGGAACUGGCACAGCAAUGCAAAAAGCGGGUUCAAGAAAGCAGGAGCUGAUGGCAAGGGGGUAUUCCGUGCUGCACUCCUUCACGGCCCACCUGGAGUUGGCAAGACUACCGCUGCCCACCUUGUUGCCAAACUCGAAGGGUAUGAUGUAGUCGAAAGCAAUGCCAGUGAUACCCGGAACAAGAAGCUGUUAGAGACGGCUCUGAAAGGCGUGCUGGAUACGACAUCUUUGCUUGGGUAUUUUGCUGGUGAUGGCAAGAAAGUCGACCCGACGAAGAGAAAACUCGUCUUGAUCAUGGAUGAGGUGGAUGGAAUGUCCGCAGGCGACCGAGGUGGUGUCGGUGCCCUUGCUGCUGUUGCUAAGAAGACGUCCAUCCCAAUGAUCCUCAUUUGUAACGACCGAAACCAGCCCAAAAUGAAGCCUUUCUUUCAGGUCACGGCAGAGUAUGCAUUUCGACGCCCGACGACCGAUAUGAUACGUGGAAGGAUUGCAACUAUCUUGUAUCGAGAAGGCAUGAAGUUGCCGCCGCCAGUUAUGAAUGCUUUGAUCGAGGGCUGUGGUGGUGACAUUCGACAAAUCAUCAACAUGAUCUCCACCAUCAAGCUUGACAACAAAGAUCUCGAUUUUUCCGAUACAAAGGCGAUGUCGAAGGCUUGGGAGAAGCAUGUCAUACUGAAACCUUGGGACAUUGUCAACAAAAUUCUUCGUCCACAAAUGUUCGCUGCGAGUUCAACCGCCACUUUGAACGACAAGACCGAACUGUACUUCAACGACCACGAAUUUAGUUAUCUCAUGCUCCAAGAGAACUAUCUGAAGACACAGCCGAGCCUCGCAAGUGGCUACUCUGGCAAAGAGAGGGAUUUGAAGCUCUUGGAGCUCGUUGACAAUGCGGCAUCUAGCAUCAGUGACGGAGAUCUAGUCGAUAGGAUGAUCCAUGGCACACAACAACAAUGGAGCUUGAUGCCUACUCACGCCAUUUUCAGUUUUGUCCGGCCUGCCAGCUUCAUGUACGGUAAUUUUAACCAACAGGUUGGGUUCGCAGGGUGGCUUGGACAAAACAGCAAACAAGGCAAACUAUCUCGCCUCGUCAAAGAAAUCCAAGGUCAUAUGCGACUUCGGUCUUCAGCUGAUCGCCACGAAGUUCGUCAACAAUACCUUCCGGCUCUGUGGAGUCACACUGUUGGGAAAUUGCAGCAAGGCAAAGAUAAUGUCCCAGAUGUCAUUGACUUUAUGGAUUCAUACUAUUUGACCAAGGAGGACUUCGAUGCCAUGCUCGAGCUGGGCGUGGGACCAAUGGAUAUGGAACGUGUCAAGCUCGACACACAAACCAAAGCCACUUUCACGAGAUUGUACAAUCUGCAGAGUCAUCCGAUGCCAUUUGUCAAAGCUAGCAAUGUCCUGGGUAUGGCCAAAGGCGGGGCGGGCAAGAAAGAGAAGCCAGAUCUCGAAGAGGCCGUUGACGAUUCCGACGUGGAUGAGGCUCUUGGCCCAGACGUGGACGGCCCAGACGAUGAAGAAGAUGAGCUGGAUCUGAAGAAGGACAAGUACGUCAAAGUGCCGAAGAAGAAGCCCACAGCUUCUGUAGCAAAGGGCAAAAACAAACGGAAGAAGGAUGAUGAUGACGAGGUUGACACGACAGUUGAAGAAGAGGCGCCGAAGAAGAAGAAGCCCGCUGCGGGCGGCGGCAGAGGUGGCAGAAAGAGCAAGGGCAGGGUGUGA
Messenger RNA from Exophiala spinifera, 3243 nucleotides. RefSeq lists its product as uncharacterized. Gene Ontology annotation, biological process: DNA repair; DNA replication. Gene Ontology annotation, molecular function: DNA binding; ATP binding; DNA clamp loader activity. The transcript is spliced from 3 exons. The record is from RefSeq and is a predicted model, not a curated record. Gene Ontology annotation, cellular component: nucleus; DNA replication factor C complex. NCBI's taxonomy places the organism in Eukaryota, Fungi, Ascomycota, Eurotiomycetes, Chaetothyriales, Herpotrichiellaceae. The coding region runs from base 1 to 3243 and encodes 1080 amino acids.